GCGUCACCUGCUUGAGCAGGGGGUUGGACUGGAUGACCUCCGAGGUCCUUUUGGGCUCUUCAUAUUAUUCUGUUAACUUGCCACUGUUGGCAGCUAAAAAAAAGUGGCCAAGUUUUUCCGGGAUCGAGUUUUUUUAUUUCCCUUUGUCCUCUUCCCCAGGGUACCAUGUUCCACAGCCAGGAUACCCAGUGGCUCCUCAGCCUUACCCCGUCGUGCCGCCACACGCCGGGCCCUCUGCACCCAGCGCUGGAUUCAACGUCUACCCCGCCGCCAGUCCCGGACCCGGCUACGUGGCUGCCCCCCAACCGCCCCCCCGAGGAUACCACGACCACUCCGCUUCCCCACAACACCCGCAGCCCAGCGAUCCCCACGCGGCCAUUACCCCUUACCUGCCUGUGUCGGCUAGUAUCCCACCUGGCUUGGAGUACCUGGCUCAGGUGGACCAAAUUUUGAUCCAUCAGAAGGUGGAACUGGUUGAAGCUUUCAUUGGCUUCGAAGGCAACAACAAGUACGAGGUGCGAAACAGCCUCGGGCAGCACAUCUUCCACGCCGAGGAGCAGAACGACUGUUGCACCCGGAACUGCUGCGGCUCGCUACGCCGCUUCUCCAUGAGGCUGGACGACCCCAGCGGGCGCGAAGUCAUCCGACUGGUCCGUCCCCUGAAAUGUGUCAGCUGCUUUUUCCCCUGCUGCCUUCAGGAGAUGGAGGUCCAGAGCCCGCCGGGAGCCACCAUCGGCUAUGUGGUGCAGACCUGGCAUCCCUUCAUGCCCAGGUUCUCCAUCCAGAACGUGGAGAAGGAGACGGUGCUGAGGGUGUUGGGGCCCUGCUUUGCCUGCAGCUGUGGUGGGGACGUCAGCUUUGAGGUGAAGACCUGGGACGAAUCCCGCGGGGUGGGCCGGAUCAGUAAGCAGUGGAGCGGCCUCCUCAAGGAAGUCUUCACGGACACGGACAACUUUGGGAUCCAGUUCCCCAUCGAUCUGGACGUGAAGGUGAAAGCCGUCCUGCUGGGUGCCUGCUUCCUCAUUGAUUUUAUGUUUUUCGAGAAGACCGGAGAAGUUGGACAGAGGACCUCGGUGAUGUCCAGCUGAAACCGUCUCAAACUGGGGACAGUUUUCCUGGUCUGAGAAGGAGAGAGAGAGAAAGUGUGUGGUUGUGUGUUGUUGUGUAGAGGGGUAUGUGUGUUUGGGUACGUUUGGGUCUUGACAGCAAUGGGUUUCUCAGAAAUGGUCUCUUCCUGGUCUUUUCUCCCUUGGUUGUGCAGAUGUGCUUCAACAAAAUAACAGAGCCGGAAGGUACCUCUGAGGUCAUCUAGUCCAACCCCCCCUCUUCCCAAGCAGGAGACCCUACACCAUUUCUGACAGGGCAGUCCGGUCUCUUCUUGAAAAGCCUC
Messenger RNA from Notechis scutatus (mainland tiger snake), 1390 nucleotides. NCBI's taxonomy places the organism in Eukaryota, Metazoa, Chordata, Lepidosauria, Squamata, Elapidae. The record is from RefSeq and is a predicted model, not a curated record.